AUGACUGCAGUGCCGCCGCCGUCGUCGUCGUCGACAUCGUCGCCGACCAAGCCGGCGACAUCUGCGCCUUCCUAUUUGCGGAAGACCGCGUCUUCCAUAGGAAUGGAUACGCGGGCUGCUCAAGCGGAUACCAAUCGGCUGCUCUCAGAAAUGGCGCCGCAUCUAAUGACACCAGCGAUGGUCAAUGCCCUCGCUCGUGUAAGUCUUCAGGCAGGUCAACUUUCAACCGCACGAGACCCAUUUCCACUACAGCGCGCAACGUUGCUCCUUGCUCCUCGCUUCUCUAUGGACAACCCUGCGCGUUCGUUGGCGCGAAUUAGCAGCUCCAUUCUUCAAUUCUCAGGCCUUGGUAAGAAUAGUCGAAGUGAGAAUGGCAAAGAACGCACACCGAUGACGUCUAUGGAUAUCGGUGUCCUAGAGGAAAGCCAGCGUAUUUUGGAGCAUGCGAAUGAAGACCUGGAUAUGUCGUUGGAUACAGAUCUGUUGGAUGGGGAAACCAUGGAAGACGAUGUACCUGUAUCUCUGUUGCGUGGCUAUGAGGCUACGGUACCACAGGCCUCUAUAAAUAAGGUGCGACGGCGCAAGCUUCGUGCGACUGCCAAAGUGAAACGGCGUGACAAGGAUCAGCACCUUCUCUCGCUCGAGGAACUCGAGGUCCAGGACCAAGAAGUGCAAGAGGAAAUGCGGCACCUAGAAAUCCGACGUGCUCUGUACAACUCCGAAAUCGUGAAUGUUGACGCGAAAAUUGCAGCCCUGGAAGCUACCAAGGCGCAACUGCAGCAGAAACUAUUGAGUGUACGUGAAGAGGAGCUGGAGUUGGAAGAUGAGUUGCAAGGACUAAGCGAAUUGCUCGAGCUACAACGGCGUCGACGUGCCAUGCCAGGCGGGCGUGGCUUGGAUGCGUCGACCGUGCUGCCGACAGGCUCAAGUCGGCGAUGGAAAGGACCUGUGUUUUUGCCGAAUGAACAUGACGAGCUACCGUCCGAAGUGGCUUUCAUGACACUGGACUUGCAGACAGGACCUGUUACUGCGCUGGACUUUUCGGAACCCUAUGGCACCUUGGUGUCAGCGGCCGUCGACGACGCGGUGCGUGUCUGGGACUUGUCUACCGGAGAAGAUGUGGGACGGCUUCGUGGGCAUACAGACAUGGUCAAAUGCUUGCAGGUGGAAGAUGAGCUCUGUGUUACGGGCUCGAUGGACAGUACGCUUCGCGUGUGGGACCUGCGGCAUGUAGAUGCGUUUGAAAGUGCAUGUCAAGCACGUAUGGAUGGCGAGAGUGUUGUCGCGGAAGACCCAUGCGUGCGUACAUUGGAAGGACAUAGCCGUGGCAUUACGGCGCUCUUUUACGACGAGCAAACGCUAGUGACAGGCGCUGCUGAUAAGACAUUGCGGCAGUGGGAUCUGGAAACGGGUCAAUGUGUGACCACUAUGGAUAUUUUGUGGGCAAUGACGAACCCCAGCACGAGUGUGGAUUUCCGUGCACCAAAUGAAGGCACAGCGCCCCUUUUGGACCCACUGCACGUUACUGCGCAGUUCUCUGGCCCCUUCUCCUACCCACAGCCGCCCUAUGAGGAUGGCAGCUGGGAAAUGUAUACCGACUUUGUGGGCGGCGUCCAGUUCUGGGGGUAUGCCUUGGCCAGUGGCUCGGGAGAUGGAGGCGUGCGAUUGUGGGAUUUACGCACGGGACAGGCGCAUCGCACCUUGCUAGGCCACACAGCCCCGAUCACAUGUGUGCAAUUUGACGAGACGUACCUUAUCUCGGGCUCGUUGGACAAAACGAUUCGUUUGUGGGAUUUGCGGACAGGCCACGUGUGCGAGACGCUGUCCUUUGAGCACCCUGUGACAGCUCUGCAGUUUGAUUCACGCAAGAUUGUGUCGGCAGUCGGCGCGUGCGCAGCGGACGUGUACAACCGCACCAGCGAAAAGCACGCAAAGCUCCUGACCAACGGACACACGGCACCCGUCGAACGUCUGCGGUACAUGGACCGCUACGCUGUAACAGGUGGACGUGAUAGCCGCAUCAAAGUAUGGAGUCUGUAA
Molecule: messenger RNA, 2040 nt
Organism: Malassezia pachydermatis
Lineage: Eukaryota; Fungi; Basidiomycota; Malasseziomycetes; Malasseziales; Malasseziaceae
Product: caf4-ccr4 associated factor
Exons: 5
Coding region: 1-2040 (679 amino acids)
Biological process (GO): negative regulation of transcription by RNA polymerase II
Cellular component (GO): transcription repressor complex; nucleus
Molecular function (GO): protein binding
Source: RefSeq, a predicted model, not a curated record